This is a messenger RNA of Lycium ferocissimum, 813 nucleotides long. RefSeq lists its product as uncharacterized. Gene Ontology annotation, biological process: chloroplast organization; positive regulation of DNA-templated transcription. Bases 116 to 658 code for a protein of 180 amino acids. Lineage: Eukaryota; Viridiplantae; Streptophyta; Magnoliopsida; Solanales; Solanaceae. The transcript is spliced from 3 exons. The record is from RefSeq and is a predicted model, not a curated record.
CUAUGCCACAAAACAAAAUUUCUCAGCCUUAAAUUUCCCUCCCAUAGAACAAUAUAAAACUGCAUCUUGAAAGUGGUACAAGUAAUUAAGCCUCAAUUCAUAAAAGAAAGAAGCAAUGGGACUUAGAGCUAUUCCCUUUACACCUUCUCACAAUGGUCUUAUGCCUAACUAUUUGAGUGGUUCAGAAAAUUUGCCUAGACACAGUAUAAUUCCUAGCAGUAGAACCUCAAAACUAGUACUAGCAGUUUCACCAAAGGCAAAGAAAGAGGAUACAGAAGAACCUAAGGAGAAGAAGAAGCAAUCUUUGUUUUCAAGUGUAACAGAAGCUCUGGAUUUUUCCCAAGUUAGAUCAGCAAAAGACGCUGAGCUUCUCGAUGAAGCUCGAGAAAAAACACAAUCUGGAGAGAGGAUGUCCCGAGAACAGUAUGGAGCUUUGAGAAGGAAGAUUGGUGGAACAUACAAAGAUUUCUUCAAGUCCUAUGUGGAAGUGGAUGGGCAAUACGUGGAGGAGGGAUGGGUAGAUAAGACGUGCAAGGUAUGCAAGAAGGAUACGAGAGGAGAAGCAAGGCAAGUCGAUAAUUUUGGACGAUAUGCACACGUAGCUUGUCUUGAGAAAUCCAAAUCUGGAAAUUUUUUCACCAACCUCUUCUCAAGAUGAAUUUUGUCAUCUAGGACCUCUCAGCAUACUAAUUCAUAUUUUGUUUGUAUCGUUUAGCUCGUGGAUACCUCUUAUGAACUCAUAAAAGUUCAGGAAUAUGAAUAUUACAAUGUCCUUUGUUGAAAUUUUCAAUAUAUCAUCCUAAUUUUGUAGUA